AUGAACUCUGUCGUUGAUACCGAACACGCGCAACACCAAUCUCAUUCGACAGCCCACUCCAACUCCUCCGACUCCCCUUCUGUACCUUACCACAUCGCCAUGCAAUCCCAACAACAAUCUUUGCUCAGACCGGAAUCUCCCUCCGACAACAACAUUAAUAGCCACAUGCAUCUCCACCAUCCUAUCCAAUCCCAGCAAGCGUCCCUUUACGAUCUACAUUCUCAACAAAACCAAAUGUACAGCGCUGGCGCGGAUUACUCCUCCGAUGUCGAACAGAGGCAACACCACUCCGCCAAAAUAAAUGGCUUUCCUCCCAUGUCAAACGGACCGUUUAGGUCACCUCCCUAUCAGUAUGGCACCAAUGGUCGCUCUCGAACACUUACAGCAUCGUCCAUCCUUCCACCUUCCAUAUCAGCUCGGGAUGGUCCGACUUCGUAUUAUUCACCAUCGGCGUCUGACGUUUUCUCACCUCAGAUGACAUCGCCCACCCAACCCCACAUGCAGCCUUUCGAUGCACGAGCCAGUCAUGAUUUCGCUGCAUCUCAAGCAGGUUUGGUGGGCCCGAGUCAUAAGUCGUUUGGAAUUGAUGCGUAUGGUAAUGGUGCAGUCGGCUCCGGUCUCGGGGCUUACCAAACGAAUGGCAAAGCCCUUGUGCAUUCCAAUGGCUACGCUGUACAAUCCACCACGUACAACAACGUCCAGCUUUCCUCGCAAACGCCUUACGGGCCUCAUGUAGCAACCCCACUGCCCUCUGGAUCUAUCAACGGCUCUAGUGCCGGCGCUCCCCAUGCCAUGUUGACUACUAAUGGCAUCGGCUUACUGGGAGCAGGGGCUACCCGUAAUGAAGCAUCCCAUGAAGAGAUAUCCACAAUUUUUGUUGUAGGAUUUCCCGACGACAUGCAGGAACGCGAAUUUCAGAAUAUGUUCACUUUCUCCCCAGGAUUCGAAGCUGCAACUCUGAAGAUACCCAAUGGCAACAAGGAUUUCCAUGCUUACGGCACGUCUGCCUUGAGUGGUCGAACGGGUGCGGGCUACAGUAACGGGUAUAUGGGACCCAACGAUCCGUACAACCUUGUCACCGUCAAUCAGGGUGGCGUAGUCGUAGACAACGGUCGCGACGGCAUGCUCUCGUCUUGGGGUCCAAAUACAUCUGGCGACGAAGGUCCCUCAGGUCAAUUCCUAGGUCAAAACGGCUUGGGUAUCCCUCGCAAGCAAAUCAUCGGAUUUGCUAAGUUCAGGACUCGAGAGGAGGCACUAGCAGCCCGUGAUGUGCUGCAAGGCAAACGCGUUGAUAUGGAGAAAGGCGCCGUCCUCAAAGCUGAAAUGGCGAGAAAGAAUCUACACACGAAGAGGGGCGUUGGCCCAGUGACCGGCCUUGCAGGCGCGGGUGCCUCCGACAUGGUUGGUGGAGCUCUUGCUAGCAUGGGUUCUCUUCAGCAAGGCCUCGUCACCGGGCUGGGCGAAACUCUUGGAUACGUGAAUGGCGCGGAGCUCAGUAACCGUGAUCGCGAAAUGGGUAUGCUUGGUGCCAUGGGUAUCUCCUACAAUGGUCGAUGGCGUGAUCAGCUCGUCGAUCCCAAUUCUGUGCAAGGACGGAGGGAGAGGGAUGAAGAAGACAGGCGGCGCGAGCGUGAAGCUGGCAUCCUCAACGCCAUGGGCCUUUCUUCCACUCGUGGAGCCCGCGAGAGGGCUGAAGAAGAAGAGGGUCAGCGUCGUCGUAACAAACUUCGCGUAGGGAAUAGCGCUGCCUACGAUGCCUUCCACUCCGUCCCCGCUAUGGCGAUGUCGAGGCAAGGGUCUCAACUCAACGGCACCAAUUCGCUUCUCAAUGCAGAGCGUGAGGGCUUGAACGGAGCUGUCACGUCUAAUGGAUACGUAGACCGAGGCUUCCCAGCUCUGAGCGAUGAUGGCAUGCCGCCUUGGGAACAAGUUGUCAAAACUGCACCUCUGCCGAUAUCUACGUCGUCGCAGCGCUCGUCCUCCCCCCACCUGACCUCAAGCUCUGCGAACUCCAAUUCUGAUCCAGCUCGUUCCUUCUCUCCGUCAGUUGGCGGGCAGGAUCAAGGGCGCCAGCACUCCCAGUCCAGUUCGAGCUCCUCGUCAAGUGUCAUCGGUCCCGUUCAAUAUGGUGUAACACACGUGCAUGGUGUUAUCGGCGGCCCUCUUCGAAAUGGUGAUAACGUUGAUGCGGACAUGGCGAGAGCAGUAGGCGACCUCGCCGUCAAUAUCAACAACGGAAACACGUCGCCUCAAUUGCCGUCACCCUCUUCCGGCACCAGUUCUGGCGGGAGCGGCCGCAAUGGUGUAGACCAGAAUCCUCCUAUUAACACCCUCUACGUCGGAAAUCUGCCAAAUUCUCUGUCCCCUCCAGGUCAGUCCCAAGACUGCCUGGAAGACAGGUUGCGCGACCUUUUCAAGGCCCAGCUUGGAUACCGUAAAAUGUGCUUCCGCCAAAAGGGUAAUGGUCCUAUGUGCUUUGUUGAGUUCGAUGAUGUUUCAUACGCCACCAAAGCUCUUCAGGAACUCUACGGGCAUACCCUGAACGGCUUAGUGAAAGGCGGCAUUCGACUAUCCUAUAGCAAGAACCCGCUCGGAGUUCGUACGCCCACAAGUGCCGGUAGCAAUGGACCGACUAUGCAGCAGCAACAAUUACAAGCUGCUUCUAUCCAGCAAUCUAGUCCAUACAGUUCAGACGUCUUUUCUAACAGGUUUGACGACCAAGUGAGACCAACAAUCCUUCGCCGCGACACCAAUCCACCUCCCGCACAAGGCAACUACAUGACCUCGCCUCCUCCCCGUUUCGUGUCACCAGUCCCUCCGACAGUGAAUUUUAGCUCGUCCAGCUCUGUGCCCAAUAUCCUCCCCAGAGGUAGCCAACCUAACCUCCAGGGCUACGCUUCCUCCUUCUCUCCCUUCGGCCUACCAAGUCCUUCAUCAUUCGACUCGGAUUCCGGGGUACCUGAGCCUGACCCAUCCUAUUCACACCAUGGUUCCAGUCCCCCAUGA
This is a messenger RNA of Pleurotus ostreatus (oyster mushroom), 3006 nucleotides long. RefSeq lists its product as uncharacterized. The transcript is spliced from 3 exons. The record is from RefSeq and is a predicted model, not a curated record. Lineage: Eukaryota; Fungi; Basidiomycota; Agaricomycetes; Agaricales; Pleurotaceae. Gene Ontology annotation, molecular function: mRNA binding. Bases 1 to 3006 code for a protein of 1001 amino acids.